AUAUUUAUGUUUCGAGUCAGCUGACUUCCAUUCACAUGACCACAAUUAGCACAGAACCCUUGUAAAUAUUCAAUGUGAAUAUACGGUGCCACAUUAUAGAAUUUAGGUUACGUUAAUCAGGACGCGUUCACUAUUUGCUGCCACUUGGUGCUCAGCAGGAAAUAAACGUGAUAUUUCACUACUGAGUAGCGUGUUAGCAGUUUGUGAAGAUGGACAAGAUUGCUAAAGAUGUGGGUGAUAUCCAGUCCCGACUGUUAGACCACAGACCCAUCAUCAAUGCAGAGAUCCGCUACUUUGUGAGAGAGUUUGAGGAGAAACGGGGUCACAGGGAGAGUCGGCUGCUGGAGAACCUCAAUAAAAUGGUGCAGGACGCAAAUGAGAAAAUGAUGCCUGAAAAUUUAGAGGACAUGAACCAGCAGCUGUCAGAUGUCAUUGCACGAUUGGAGGCUGCUAAUCACAUGGCAGAGAGAGUCCAGCAGAGGGAGCUAGAAGCACAGCAGAGCACCGAGCUGCAGGCAAACAUGGAGCAUUUGAAAGAUGAGUGGGCAGACUUUCUGAAGGAGCAGCAGAGAUUAAAGGAGGAGGUGGAUGAGGAGCACGCCAAGGCCGUAGGACAGCUCAGCACUCUGUACAGUGAAAAGAAGAAGGAGCUGGCCAAGUUGUCACCCUUCUAAUCAGCUGAUGUUUGUGAGGACUCGAGUGAACAAACGCAGCCUUUCUUAUGACUUGAACACUUGUGUUUAUUGUGGACAUGGAGGCAAUGCACAUGUCUAUGAACGUGUGUUUUUCAUUCCUGCUCUGCAUGUGCAAAAUGAAGCUGUUGGCUUUGAUUGAUGUACUCGGCGCUUGGCAGAAAAAGAGCAUAAAACAUAGAGGUUCUGCUCCUGCACAAGAGUCAACAUUUUCCAAAUCAUAAGUAUGAAAAUGUGAUUAACAAUGUGGCAUUUUCACAGGCCAUCAAAAUCUCAGUUUUUUUGUCUGUAGCACAUGGAAUAUGCUCGGCACGCAAACGGUCUGGAAUAUGUCAUUUUUAAAUAAGCAAUCAUUUGAUUGUUCCUUGGCCGUGAAGUUUUCAACAUUUCAAGAUUUUUAAUGGAUGCCUGCCUGAAGGGUGCUGCUGAUGAUAAAUUUGCAUCAGCCUCAAGUUGAAAGGAGCCUGGAGUUUGGCACCGAAGAAAAGAUAUUCCAUGCAUCGAAAGCAAGAUCAUUUAAUGUUAGAAAAGCCCCCGUGAGCAGGUGUGUUUAAAGCACCAGGUCGAGUGUUGUUGAAACGAGCUCAAACUGAACCGUUUCCAGAGCAAAUCAUCCCUCACCAGCUCCCCUGUGUUUGGAACGUACGACCUCUGACAAUAACUUCAAGUAAACCAACUGUCUGUGAAGUGAGUUUCAUUAUAAAAGGCCUUUGCUGAAACCACUUUAAAUGAUCAGCAGCAGUCACAAAUCUAAUAUUUUUAUUGCUGUUUAAAUAAAAAAAACACAUGCAUCAGA
Messenger RNA from Thunnus maccoyii (southern bluefin tuna), 1488 nucleotides. RefSeq names its product biogenesis of lysosomal organelles complex-1, subunit 5, muted (gene bloc1s5). Lineage: Eukaryota; Metazoa; Chordata; Actinopteri; Scombriformes; Scombridae. Gene Ontology annotation, cellular component: BLOC-1 complex; transport vesicle. The coding region runs from base 210 to 674 and encodes 154 amino acids. The transcript is spliced from 5 exons. The record is from RefSeq and is a predicted model, not a curated record.